AUGAAGACGGGACUGAGUGAUAUGCGGCAGCGCUCUCUGUACGCAUCCAUGCGGUGUAUCGUACAUCCAACAGGGUUAGAUCCUAUAGAAAUAGCUGCAAUUGAUUCAUGUCUUCAAGAUGGUGGGGCUACUUUAUUGCAAGACGUGAAUGCUGCCAGUAGCAGCGCUGUGACACACAUUGUGUGUCAUCCCAAGGCCUACGAGAUCUUUGUAGAGCAGCGAAAUGAGCGUUUUGUGGCUCUUGUGCGACCCGAAUGGGUCUUUCGGACCUUUUUACUCCAGCGUUUGUUGCCCGUGGAUCGUUUCAGUCCCAAUCCAGCGCUUAUUUUCUCAACAUUCGCGAUUUCGGCAGGAACGAUGGGCAAGGACCCGAAAAAGGUUAUCAAUGGCCUUAUUACACACUUUGGAGGGCAGAUUGUGGACGAUAAAGAAGGUUAUUGUGGUGCAACACACAUUUUGUACCAAGAGGACAGUAACAUGGACGCUGCUAUGAUCUCUAAAGCAAAAGAAGAACAAGAAAACGAUCAGAAACUACUGCAGCUUCACUUUUCCAAAGCCGAAGUAGGACAACGCGCUGGAUUGGCCAUACAACAUCAUGUAAAGUACACGUGGAUUGAAGAGUGCGUUAUGCAGCAGCGUCACGUGCCCGAAGGUCCGUUUGAUCAAAAAUCAAGUGGAUCUGCUGUUGUCAAGCCAGACAAGAAGAUGCGCAGUUGGAAAACGCAACCGACAGUAGAGCUGGAAGAUCUAAACCUCAGCAAGUGGGCAAACGUGUAUCAGCUGGGAAAGACAGAACUUGGCACGGAUCUCUCGGUCGUUCGCAAAUUGUCCAAUGACAAAUUGGAGGCGAUGAAGAAAACGUUACAAGGCGCGAUUGUACUCCUCGCGCAGCAUAUAGCUCCACUGCUGCGAGAAAAAUUGUCAGAUAUGCUUAAGACAGUAGAUGCCAAGGUGGCGAAUGUGCCGUAUGGUGAUUCAUUUCAGGACAUUGUGGGCAAGGUGGUCACGAAUGCGUCAUUUGUCGUAUGUCGGUAUCGUUGUGGAUUUGAGUACAACGAGGCCGUGCGCCAAGGCAAGAAAGUGGUUAGUAUCUAUUGGGUUCUCGCAGGGCUUUCACAAGUCAGCAAGCCAACUUCGUAUAAUGAGGCAAUUCAGCGGCCAGUCCGGUCUUUUGGAAGCAUUCCUGGAAUGCAGUCUUUUGUUAUUACUUUGUCCGGUUACUCGAGCCGGUCAAGCCCAACUCGCGAAGAACUCCAGAUUGCUAUUCAUGCCACUGGGGCAUGCUUGCUCCCGGUGCUUUCACGAACGUACUCGACGCACCUUCUGUGCUAUGAAGGAUCAGGAGAGAAGUACAAGAAGGCACUGAGCUGGAGAUUUAAUAACGUCUUGAGCCACGAGUGGAUCUUUGCGUGUCUAUCAAAAUGGGUGCACGUUGCCGAAGAUGCGUUUCGGUACAACACUACUAAGGAGCAAUCGGGUGAUACGGAUAGCACGGAGUCAGAUCACAAUUCAAAGAAGAAGGACUGCGCAAAUAUCACUUGUGACGAGGGAAUAGUAAGCAAAACAAAGCUAGCCGCCACGCCCAGCACCAGAAGCGCAAACAAGGCUAAGAAGGCUGGUCAGGGGCGGUUUGACGUUGACAGUAUUCUCACGGAAAUCGACAAAGUGCCUACUCCGAGUGAUAAAACGAUUCCAGCAAACCAACAGACAGUAGCAACAGCGGCAAUUUCGAUCUCAUCAGAUAUGACCUCUGGCCGCUCGAAAGAUGUUACUUGUACGCUGUUCGACACCCCACCAAACACAAGCACUUCUCCAACGACUACGCGGAAGCCACGAAAGAAUGAGCCUCACGAAGCAUCCGCGGAUUUGGAUGAAGUAGAGAAAGAGCCUGCAGUAAAGGCUUCCGAAGCUGAAGCUGUGAAGGAGCUACCGUCUGUCAUACACAUUAGCAGCGAUAGCGAUGUAGAGACAGCGCAUGUCAGUGAUUCUAAUCAGGAGGCAGCGACACGGUCAACGAAGAUCUUGGAUAAGAAAUUCCAAACGAAGAAGCGUAAAGGUGCUGACUCUGACUCUGACGAAACGAGUGCUUCCAAAUCGAGCAAGAGCUUGUCAAAGAAACAGAGGCAGGAGACUGCUGUAAUUUCGUUGCCAACAGCUAAACGUGUGUUCCUUUUGACGGGCGAUCGAGACCAAGCAGCGGUGCACACCUCGAUCAUCUCUUCAUUGGGUGGGAGCGUCAGUAAGUUUGGUCGCGUGUAUGACAGCAACUGUACACACAUUAUUUGCAGUGAGCUCAAGCGGACAGAAAAGUUUAUUGCUGGAUGUGCGGCUGGCAAGUGGAUAUUGAAGCCGUCAUACCUGGAUGCUAGCGCUGCAGCUAAGAAGUUUGUCGACGAGGUAGCGCACGAGUGGGGAAGGCAAAACUCGGACAAUAAGGACAUUGAUUCGCGAAUAUGGCCAGAAGUGUGCAAAUACUGGCGCAAAAAGCGCGCCGGGGGUCACCCUGGCGCAUUCGCUGACUGGCGCUUUUUCAUUCACGCAAAAUGCACUCCCCCGCGAGAGAUGUGCGAGCGUAUUGUCCUCGCUGGCGGUGGCUCUGUAGUUCCGCUAACCAAGUCCGUUGACUUUGAUGGGUUAGCGACGGAGUCGACUCCCAAGGCGCCUGUCGUAGCUCUCUUUUCACCCGAAGUGCCAACCCGAGACCUGUGGCUGAAGAAGCUCAAGACACACAAGAUCGAAUGUUUAAAGGCGAGCUUCCUGAUUGACUAUGUCACAAAGAAGCAAACGUCUCGUGUAAAGCACUCCGAUUACCAUCUCUAA
This is a messenger RNA of Peronospora belbahrii, 2820 nucleotides long. NCBI's taxonomy places the organism in Eukaryota, Oomycota, Peronosporomycetes, Peronosporales, Peronosporaceae. The record is from the annotation of a GenBank genome assembly.